Messenger RNA from Pteronotus mesoamericanus, 2770 nucleotides. It is a transcript of the gene NOL10, whose product is annotated as nucleolar protein 10. Gene Ontology annotation, molecular function: protein binding. Lineage: Eukaryota; Metazoa; Chordata; Mammalia; Chiroptera; Mormoopidae. The record is from RefSeq and is a predicted model, not a curated record. Bases 102 to 2168 code for a protein of 688 amino acids. Gene Ontology annotation, biological process: maturation of SSU-rRNA from tricistronic rRNA transcript (SSU-rRNA, 5.8S rRNA, LSU-rRNA). Gene Ontology annotation, cellular component: nucleus; nucleolus; 90S preribosome. The transcript has 21 exons.
AGCUCCGCACGCCACAUUCCGCACGGCGUGGAGGACCCGCUAGCUGAUGCUCGUGGGAGAGACCUGGACUGGAGCGUGGGUCGCCGCUCCUCCGCGCCACCAUGCAGGUCUCCAGCCUCAACGAGGUGAAGAUUUACAGUCUCAGCUGUGGCAAGUCCCUUCCUGAGUGGCUCUCCGACCGGAAGAAGCGCGCGCUGCAGAAGAGGGACGUCGAUGUCCGUAGAAGGAUUGAACUUAUUCAGGAUUUUGAAAUGCCUACUGUUUGUACCACUAUUAAGGUUUCAAAAGAUGGACAAUAUAUUUUAGCGACUGGAACAUACAAGCCUCGGGUUCGAUGCUAUGACACCUAUCAGUUAUCCUUGAAGUUUGAAAGGUGUUUAGAUUCAGAAGUUGUCACCUUUGAAACAUUAUCUGAUGACUAUUCAAAGAUUGUCUUCUUACAUAAUGAUCGAUACAUUGAAUUCCAUUCACAAUCAGGGUUUUACUACAAAACCAGAAUACCAAAGUUUGGGAGAGACUUCUCUUACCAUUAUCCAUCCUGUGACCUAUACUUCGUUGGUGCAAGCUCUGAAGUUUAUAGAUUGAACUUAGAACAAGGACGGUACCUAAAUCCUCUACAAACUGAUGCCGCAGAGAAUAACGUUUGUGACAUAAAUUCAGUGCAUGGCCUGUUUGCCACAGGAACAAUAGAGGGCCGCGUGGAGUGCUGGGACCCGAGAACGCGGGGCCGCGUCGGCCUGCUGGACUGCGCGCUGAGCAGCGUCACAGCGGACUCGGAGAUAAACAGUUUACCAACAAUCUCUGCUUUGAAAUUCCAUGGUGCCUUGACCAUGGCCGUUGGAACAUCCACGGGGCAGGUCUUACUCUAUGACCUUCGAUCGGAUAAGCCGCUGUUGGUGAAGGAUCACCAGUAUGGGCUGCCCAUUCGGUCGCUUCAUUUCCAGGAUUCUCUAGAUUUGAUUUUGUCUGCAGACUCUAGGAUUAUCAAGAUGUGGAAUAAGAACUCAGGAAAAAUAUUUACUUCCUUGGAGCCAGAACACGACAUUAAUGAUGUCUGCCUCUACCCCAACUCAGGAAUGCUUCUUACCGCCAAUGAAACCCCCAAGAUGGGCAUCUAUUACAUUCCGGUGCUGGGUGCUGCCCCCAGGUGGUGCUCCUUCUUAGACAACCUGACAGAAGAACUGGAAGAGAAUCCGGAAAGCACGGUGUACGAUGACUACAAAUUCGUCACCCAGAAAGACCUGGAAAACUUAGGGCUCACGCAUCUCAUUGGAUCGCCUUUUCUCCGGGCAUAUAUGCAUGGAUUUUUCAUGGAUAUAAGGCUGUAUCACAAGGUGAAAUUGAUGGUAAACCCAUUUGCUUAUGAAGAAUAUAGGAAAGAUAAGAUCCGACAGAAGAUAGAAGAAACGCGGGCACAGAGAGUGCAGUUAAAGAAACUGCCAAAAGUUAACAAAGAGCUGGCACUUAAAUUAAUUGAGGAGGAGGAAGAGAAGCAAAAAUCGAUGUGGAAAAAGAAAGCUAAGAGCCUUCCUAAUAUUCUCACUGACGAUCGAUUUAAAGUUAUGUUUGAGAACCCUGACUUCCAAGUAGAUGAAGAGAGUGAAGAAUUUAGGCUUUUGAAUCCACUUGUUUCAAAAAUUAGUGAAAAAAGGAAGAAGAAACUAAGACUCCUAGAGCAACAAGAACAUCAAGAAAAAGAAGAGGAGGCAGAACCGGAGGGGAGGCCGAGCGACGCGGAGAGCUCGGAGAGCUCGGACGACGAGAAGGCCUGGGUCGAGGAGGUCCGGAAGCAGCGCCGGCUGCUCCAGCAGGAGGAGAGGGCCAGGCGGCAGCAGCAGCUCAGAGAGGACCAGCAGACGGUCCUCAGGCCCCAGUUCUAUGAGAUCAAAGCAGGCGAAGAGUUCAGAAGCUUCAAAGACUCUGCCACCAAGCAGAAGCUGAUGAAUAAAACCCUGGAGGAUCGGCUGAAACUUGAAGCAGAAAAGGGGACGUUGAGUGUGUCAGACACCACAGUUGGCAGCAAGCAGCUGACGUUCACGCUGAAGAAGUCUGAGCAGCAGAAGAAGCAACAGGAGGCCGAGAAACUGCACCGCCAGGAGAGGAGAGCUCUGCGUCGCUCAGCCGGUCACCUGAAGUCCAGGCGCCCGAGAGGACGGCCCUUCCACUGAGGGGCCCGGCCGGGUGGCUCGGAAGGCGGACCGCCGUUGAGCGCCUUGAACCCAGCCAGGGGCUCCCCGAUCACAGCCUCAUGUCUGCUCUUGACACGUCUCCGGGGUCAGAGUCGGCGACUUGUCCCUGCGCCGCCUGGGUCUGGGCAUCGUCCCCGGGGCCGGAAGUCGCUGCCCCCUGAACAGCGUCCUUCUCCCCCAGUUUCAAUCAGGCGGUUGUUCUUCACGCUGUGAAGUGGGCGCCAUGGCCGGUGGCUCCGCGGUGCUGAACGUGGAGUUGGGCGCGGGGCCCUCCCGCCCGGGGCCGGCGCCCCCGCCCUGCCCCAUCCCGGCCCCGCGAGCCCUCGGCCGUGGUGCCCACGGUCUGCGUGUGCUCGCAGGCUUGCAGUACAUCCAGGUGCCUGUGGGGAUUUUUUAAAAAAUAUUUUUAUACCAAGAAUUUAAAUUAAUGGUAAUAACAAUGUAAAGCAAGAAGUAGAAGUUACUGGAUAUCCUUUUAUACUUGGCACAAGAUUAAGUACAGAUUUUUUUUUCCUGUUUCCCAGGUGGAUAGAGAUAAACUUGCUGGAAAAAACAUUUAUAAAAAUAAAUUCUUUCAUUUG